GCGCGCGGUUCGGAGCCCGAGGAGGACGCCACGGAUCGCCGUCGCCAUCGCCAUCGCCAUCGCUAUGGUAACGGUCCCGUGGGACCAUGGAUAAGCAAGAUGAACUUUUACAAGAGGUUGAGGAACUGGCAAAACAUAUGUCAAUAUACCCGCAUAAUUUGGCUCCAAAAAUCGCCACUAAUUUAGAGUGUCCUGUAAAUGCCAAAGAAGAACUCCUAGAUGAAUGUGAGGCGAUAUGGAAGAAGUUGGAAGAGUGUCAGAGUAAGCUAACACUUCUAGGAACAGAAACACUUACAGAUUCAGAUGCAAAGCUUUCAUUGUUAAUGAUGCGAGUGAAGGCUUUAACAGCAGAAUGCAAUCAAUGGCAGAAACAAACUCCUGAAAUAAUCUCCACCAAUCCAGAUGUUUUGGUAGAAUUAGGAAAAGAAGAGUUGCAGAAAGUAAACCAUGAUCUUGAAAUGGUGCUGUCUAUAUUUAAGGCUAGGAACAAAAAGCUGAAAGAAGACCUAAAAAGAGAACAGCAGUGGCUUGAGGAGCAGCAGCAACUGGUAGAAGCUCUUAGUGUAAUAGAAGAAGAAAUGAAAAAUCAAGUGGUACAGUUUUCUGAAAAACGGGCAUUUCAAGAAUUGAAAAUUAAAAUGCUGAAAAUUAAAGAAUACAAAGAAGAACUCUCAAGUGCUCUGGGAGAGUUCCUAGAAGAACAUUUCCCCCUCCCAGAGGAAGAUGGAAGUGCUAAAAAGAAGAAAAGUCUAGCUAAAGGACCAACAAUGCAGCUGAUAACUUUACAUGAAAUUUUAGAGAGUCUUAUAAACAAAUUGAUGAGUGCACCACAUGACCCAUAUUUAACAAUCAAUGACACUUUUUGGCCUCCUUAUAUCGAACUGCUGCUGCGAUAUGGUAUUGCGCUGAGACAUCCAGAUGAUCCCAAGAGAAUACGCUUAGAAGCUUUUCAUCAGUAAAUGGACCCUAUCAAUAUUUUAAAAACAAAAAUUGUUGAUCCAAUAUUUAAACUUAACAAUUCUUUGUUAUUUUUAUCACAAUUUGGGGGCAUCAGUAACCUUUUCUGCUUGGACAGAAAACUUAAAAAAAAUACAAACCCUAACUUUCUUAGGUGCAGAUUCUUAAAAGCUUGUGAAAUAUGAAAAAUGAAAGAAUUCUCUUCACUUUAAGUAAUGAUGAUUUUUACUCAUGAUUUUUAGUGACUUCACAGUAGUUGCUUCUAUACUAAUAAAAUAGUCAGUGCUUGUAUUCUGAAAAUUUUUCAGACUGCUUAGUUAAGAUUCAAAUUCAAGUUAAAGGACUAUUGUUUGCAGACAAAAUGAUUAAAGAUACUAAUUGUCCUUUGAUUUUUUUUUUUUUUAAAUAAUGCUUUGCAUGAGGCAUCUUUAUUUUCUUAAAUACCCCUCACUCAGAAUGCCUCCACUACUUUGCUUUCUUGUAUUAUUUAUGGGGCACUUGUGUAGUGCUAAAGUUUCAAAUAACUCAAGGCUGUAUGUGGACGUGAAGAUUAAAAAUUUUAAUUGGAAAAA
Messenger RNA from Alligator mississippiensis (American alligator), 1529 nucleotides. It is a transcript of the gene CENPK, whose product is annotated as centromere protein K. Gene Ontology annotation, biological process: kinetochore assembly; mitotic sister chromatid segregation. The coding region runs from base 87 to 959 and encodes 290 amino acids. Gene Ontology annotation, cellular component: nucleus. The record is from RefSeq and is a predicted model, not a curated record. Lineage: Eukaryota; Metazoa; Chordata; Crocodylia; Alligatoridae. The transcript is spliced from 11 exons.